AUGAACUUGGUCGCGAUGAACGAUAAGGAUGAGAUCUAUGAGGAUCCUGAGUCUACUGAGGAUGAUGAGAGUGAGGACUCGGAUGAUAUGGCUGCGAGUGUGGAGGCAGCAGUGAAGCAGGAAGAGGAGAUAGUCACCAUGGAGGCAGCAACACUGAAUGGUGGAGAUGGAGAUGGUGUCAACACUUUUGCAGCAGCGAUCAUGGUUAAAGAUGAAGCAGUAAAUGCGAAGUGUGUGGAAGUUGAAGCUGUGAAAGGGGGCAUCAUGGUGAAGGGAUCAAAGGUGAAUGCAACUGCAAAGGGGCGUGUGCUUACGAAAGAGGAACACUUUGAGGGGUACGAGACCCGAGAGGUGUUGGGUGCUAAGAUUCCGAGGAGAAGCGAGAGGCUUAAGAAGAUGCCUCAUGGUUUGGAUAUCAAGGCGCUCAACUUCAAGACACUGGUGGGCGCGCGGCGGCAGCCAUCCAGCACUCACUAG
Messenger RNA from Closterium sp. Naga37s-1, 477 nucleotides. The record is from the annotation of a GenBank genome assembly. NCBI's taxonomy places the organism in Eukaryota, Viridiplantae, Streptophyta, Zygnematophyceae, Desmidiales, Closteriaceae.